Molecule: messenger RNA, 1804 nt
Organism: Sphaerodactylus townsendi
Lineage: Eukaryota; Metazoa; Chordata; Lepidosauria; Squamata; Sphaerodactylidae
Gene: XCR1
Product: X-C motif chemokine receptor 1
Exons: 1
Coding region: 12-1043 (343 amino acids)
Biological process (GO): chemotaxis; immune response; G protein-coupled receptor signaling pathway
Cellular component (GO): membrane
Molecular function (GO): chemokine receptor activity
Source: RefSeq, a predicted model, not a curated record
GGCUAAUAAGGAUGAACAUGACUGAAAUUUCAUACUACAAUGACACAUUCACACCAUCUGAUUUUGACGACAAUUCAAAUGCAAAUUGGUGUGAAAUGGAUGACACCUACCGUUUUAGUGCCAUGUUCACGGGCAUCCUGUACUCUUUGAUUUUCCUUCUCAGUCUGCUAGGAAAUAGCCUCGUCUUAUGGAUCAUCGUGAAAUAUGAAAACAUCACAUCCUUAACAAACCUCUUCAUGGUUAAUCUUUGCAUCGCGGACUUGGCUUUCGCUUGCACGCUACCCUUCUGGAUUGUCUACUAUUAUUACGAAUGGAGCCUUGGUGAUUUUCUCUGCAAGGCUGUCAGUGCUAUCUUCUCUAUUAGCUACUACUGCAGUGUUAUCUUUCUGACCUUAAUGACAAUCUUCCGAUGCCUGUCUGUGGUAGAUCCCUUGUCCACUUUGAGAUCACCCACAAAAAAGCGUGGCAUUCUGGUGAGCUUGGUCGUUUGGAUCAUCGGUGUGCUGGUCGUGAUCCCUGAAAUAAUUUAUACUGAAGUUGUAACCAACAAUGGCCAACAACAGUGUGAGUACAUAAAGCCCAUAUGGAAGUGGGUAGAGCUGUAUCAGCAAAUUGCUUUCUUUCUGUGCUCCUUUUUCACCAUUUCUAUUUGUUACAUCCGGAUGCUUAAGAUUCUGCUGGGAUCAAGGACUCAAAAGAGGUACAGAACUGUGAGACUCAUAUUUGCCAUUGUGCUUGUCUUUUUCCUCAGCUGGGCACCUUACAAUGUGCUUGGUUUCCUAUAUUUUUCAUCAACUACGCGGAAGAUCGAACUGGAUUGUGAAUCCCUUAAUCAACUUUUCUUUGCUUUUGACAUCAGCCGCAAAAUUGCCUUCUGCCACUCCUGUCUCAACCCAGUGCUCUAUGUCUUUGUUGGGGUGAAAUUCAGAAGGCACCUGAAACUCUUGUUCAAGAAGUACUAUUCUUGCCACAGCAGGAUUGAACCCUACCCAAGAGCUCAUUCUUGGCACAUUGGCCUGUAUGAGGAUGCGUCCAUGUACUGAAGAUAAUGCUGCUGAGCAGGUGAAGUCACCUGAAUUGCACCACCGUCUUGGAAAUACUCUUCAUUUUUUUCAAUAUUUCACUGCGAAGAGCAUAAAAUGACCUCGCCUUGAGAGAGAAGACAGACAAUGAUCAUCUGCGUUGCUUGGAGCCCAUCUAUUUAAUUCACGAAUAAGACAUUUUCAAGCUAAUAGAUGGGGGGUGGGGCGUUCUAUUUUUACUCCUACUAAAAAUUUCAGAUGCUUGCAGAACUCUAUGUGAAAGGGUAAGGAGCAACCUUUUUAAAAAACAGAAUAUGGGUAGGUUUUUUGUUUUAAAUGAAUCACAUAGCAUAUUGCUCAAAUCUCUAAAAUGUUUUAAUGAUUGACAGUGGAUUCCUUUCUAAAGCCAAUGACUUCACUGUACUUCAACUGCGCUGUUAAGUAUCACGGGACUGAUGUACUUGUCUCAGAUAUUGUCUUGCCACACACGCUUGUAUGUAUAUAUCCCAACAAAACUAUACACACUAUUAAAAUACCCAAACUGUAUCCAUAUUUUGCAUGCAAAAAUUAUAGCAAGCAUAACUAUGUUUCUAUGCUGUAUGUGCAUCAGUGAAUCGGAAUGCAGGUUGACAUUUUCUGUAACACUUAAACAAAGGAGAAAUCAGCUACAAUUUUGCAGCAGAGUAACUGAAUCAUAUAUUGUAUUAAUUAAUUUUCUGCUUCUGAAUGGCCUGUUGAGUUGUAAUGAAAACCAAAGUGGACUGAACUGAGCCUGCAAAACA